This is a messenger RNA of Rhineura floridana, 4261 nucleotides long. It is a transcript of the gene SUGCT, whose product is annotated as succinyl-CoA:glutarate-CoA transferase. Gene Ontology annotation, molecular function: catalytic activity. The record is from RefSeq and is a predicted model, not a curated record. The transcript has 14 exons. Lineage: Eukaryota; Metazoa; Chordata; Lepidosauria; Squamata; Rhineuridae. Bases 172 to 1962 code for a protein of 596 amino acids.
GCGGGGCCACUGAGCUUCUAACGGCCGCAGGCACUUCCCACCCCCAAAUACCUGGCUGUAUCUUUGGUAGCCCCCGGAAGGCGGCUGCUUGAAAGGCUGUUGCUGGAAAGCUCCGCCGGGGGACCUGCCGCUGCCGCCGCUGUGGGGAGCCGAGUAUCUGGGGCUGACAUUAUGCGGCCUACGCGGCGUGCGUGCCGCCGUUGGCGACGGGCCCCCGAAGCGGCUUCCGCUAUCUCCACCCGGCUGGAAGCCGGGAGAGCGGGCGGGAGCGUCGUAAGGCCGCGCGCGGUGCCCGUAAGGCGGCGUGUGGUGGGGACUUCUGUAGCCGUGCGGAGAGGCCGGGAAAGGGCCCCCUCCUCCUCCUCCUCCUCCUCCUCCAGAGGGAGGGCUCCGGAACCCCCCGCCGCCUGGGAAAGGAGGCGUAGGAGGCCGGAAGCUCUGUCGGUACAUGGCGGCCUCGCGAAGACGACGGCAACGCAAACAAACGAAGAGAAGCCCGCGGAGAGGGCGGAGCCUCAGCGUCACUGUCACAGAAACGCCUCCGCCUCGUGCCCUGCGUUAUGUCGACCAAAAUCUACAGCUUGCACAUACAUCGUUCCGGCUGAAAGAUCGUUCCUUAAGUCUGGGGGAAAGGAAAGACUAGCGUGCCCGCUGGUCCCCCGCCUGGAACUCCGUCUAUUCUACGGGUUUCCAACAGCAGAUUUGUGGGAAGUUAGCCCUAGAGUUUAUUUGGAAAUACAAUUUACUAGUUUUCAAGGUGAAGAUAUUGUGAAGCCACUGGAUGGUGUGAGAAUUCUUGAUCUAACGAGAGUGCUUGCGGGACCUUUUGCCACCAUGAAUCUGGGAGACCUUGGAGCUGAAGUUAUUAAAGUGGAAAAGCCAGGAGCUGGAGAUGAUACAAGAUCCUGGGGACCACCCUUCAUUGGAAUGGAAAGUGUUUAUUUUCUCAGCAUAAACAGAAAUAAAAAGAGCAUAGCUGUUAAUAUGAAGAAUCCUAAGGGAGCGAAGAUAAUUAAAGAGCUUGCAGCUGUCUGCGAUGUUUUUGUGGAGAAUUAUGUCCCUGGGAAACUGGCUGAAAUGGGCCUGGGUUAUGAAGACAUUAACAAGAUUGCGCCUCACAUUGUUUACUGUUCAAUAACAGGCUACGGUCAAACUGGUCCAAAGUUUCAGCGAGCAGGUUAUGACUCUAUCGCAGCUGCGGUUUCAGGCCUUUUGCAUAUCACAGGGCCCGAGGAAGGUGAGCCAGUUAGACCUGGAGUAGCCAUGACUGAUCUUGCCACAGGACUGUAUGCAUAUGGGGCAAUUAUGGCUGGACUUCUUCAGAGAUAUAAAACAGGGAAGGGAAUGCACAUAGAUUGCAAUUUGCUAUCAUCUCAGGUUGCCUGCCUUACCUAUGUAGCAAGCACAUACCUAAAUUGCAAAACAGAAUCCAAACGAUGGGGCACUGCACAUGCAAGUAUUGUCCCUUAUCAGGCUUUCAAAACAAAGGAUGGCUACAUUGUGGUGGGAGCAGGAAAUGAUCAACAAUUUGCCACUGUUUGCAAGAUCCUGAAUUUGCCUGAAAUCAGCCAGGAUUCCAGAUAUAAAAAUAACCAGCAGCGGGUGCUAAAUAGGAAGGAACUAAUUGAAAUGUUCACAGCCAGGUUUUUGGAAAAAGAGACUACCAAAUGGCUAGAACUCUUUGAAGGUAGUGGUGUUCCAUAUGGUCCAAUCAAUAGCAUGCAGCAGGUGUUCUCGGAUCCUCAGGUUCUGCACAAUGGACUUGUCAUGGAGAUAGAUCAUCCAACAGUAGGGAAGAUUGCCGUUCCAGGACCAGCCGUAAGGUACAGCCAGUUUGAAGUGUCUGAGCCACAACCACCUCCUCUUGUUGGUCAGCACACAUUGGAUGUGCUAAAGGGUACUCUAGGGUACAAGGAUGGUGCCAUAGAGCAACUGCUGAGCUCUGGAGUAGUAGCAGCUUAACUGUGAAUGGCUUUAGCGUCUGUCAUUGAUGGAGAAGAAACGUUCUUGAUUCUACUAGGACCUCUUUAGGUUUCACAACCUUCGAUGGAGAUAUGUUUAAGGUGUAAUCUGAAACACAUCCAGCAACAAAAUAUCAACCUGCAAAGUUUUUAAAUAAUCAUUUUUUGCUACCUUUCAGGUAGUGGUGAGAGGGACGUGUGGAGGUAUCCUUCAAGCAGUGCUGUGCUUGUCAGGAUGGGAAUGGGGGGAACACAAGGUUGGGAGAACUCCAAGGUGGCAGCAGUGACCCUGCAGCAGUGACCCUGUGGGGCUCUGCCACCAAUGCAAAGUUGCUCCAGCCUCACCAUUGCUGCCCCACCCCAUUCCAAUGAGGAGAGCGCUGCCACCAGGAGGACCUCCCCCUCACAAGUCACUGCUGCCUGAAAGACAGAGCUGUAUAUUUCAAUGUCAAGUUCAAAUGCUAAUAUUCCCCAGAUUUUUUUACUGCUAUAGAAUGUAAUUUUUACCAUAAUCCCAUUAACUUUCUACAAAGUUACAUGAAAAUAGCAAAUGAUUGUUACACUUGUGUGCUACCCAAUUGUAAACUGCUUUCUUAAAAUAUUUUAGCAUGAAAUCAAGAAAGUGAGCAAAUAAGUGGUCUCUGUUCUUUUUAAUGGGGGAAGAGGCUUGGUAAAAUUAAUUUAAGAAGGUUUAAGUUAAACUAAUGUUAAUUUAAGUACUUCCAAGUAUGAUUGCUAUUAUUUGAUUGCAAUCUGCAGCUGUGUUGCAGUUUAGUUGCUUAGUUGCAAUAAACUUAGUUGCAUUUCUUCAAGUAUGCAAAUAACAUAUUUCAAGCCUAGCAGAGUGCUAAAAGAUUAACGAAUGGUGCUGGUGCUUUAGUCCAAGAAGCCUCCUAAGUUCUGCUGAAUUCUGUCUGUGGCUGGCUAUAUGGAUUUUCAUUUUAUAAGCUGCAUUGCCUUCCAGGAAGCAUGGUUCUGUCUUUGAGGACUGGAAGUGAUGCUUGUCAUCCAGGUUAUCUGACUUGGGAUAUUUUAUGUGAGCUCUUUUAAUAUGGGAGUAAAAAUUAAUUAAGAGCUGACUAGUUACAAUUUCUGGGCAAAAUCCUGAGUACCUAGUUUUAUGACAAUGGCAGAUAAAAACAUUCCGUGGAAUAUUUCAUCACCAGUUGUUUCCAUCUUACAUUUGUCACAAAAACAUUUGAGAAGAUGGGGAAAGGCCCCAAAAUCACAUGGGAAGGCAGCCUUUCUUACUCAUUAAGUCACUACUGAGUAAUGUGAGGUGAUGUUUUUCUGUCUCACUUGAUUCAGAAUGUCUUAUCUUAAUUGAGCUAAUUCAGGAUUGAUUUUGGUCUGGUUCAAAUUAGUUUAUUUAAACUUGGCCUCAUAAAUCCUGAUUGCACUCUGGAUUAUGUAAUCAAGAGCACAAAAGGGCCAGCAACGACAUAUCCCAAGCAUCCUAGCACCAGCAGACAUUCUUCAGCAUGCUUAUUGGAAUGUCUAUUGCUGCCAGGGUGUCUGGGAAAUCAAAUUCCUAGUCCUUCCCAGAUCAAUAGAUAUCCUAGGUUUCCCAGCAGUAAUGGAGGAAUGUCCAGAUCUAGUUUGAAAGCAUGCACCAAAAAAUUUACUUCCUUUUCUGAGCCAGAGCAGCAUACUACUAAGCAUGCCAAGCUGGCAAAAAUUAUUUAUGAAUCAGUUAGCUGUGAACUUACUAUCACUAUUAUUGAUGUCCCAAAAUAAAAUCAACCUUGCAAUUCCAUCACCACAUUUUCAAUAGUGCCUUUCUCUGGAAACUCAUUGAUGAAUUUCAGAAAAUCCAUGCCAAGAGCUACUAAUUGCGUGAGUAAAGCUAGUAGAAUCUAGGCCAUAAUUAACAGCAUGCGAUACUUGAAAGCAAAACCACUUUUUGUAUACAAAGCAAUAUGGCAUUUCUUUAAGCGUGGUGCAGGGUGGGGGAUGAUUGUUCAAUCUUGCAGGCAUAUAAUUUAGAUCAAAAGUAAAUCUUGAACAAGAAGAUUCAAAAAUCUUAGUGUGUGCUAAAGUAAGGCAUUGCCUUCCUUUCCCUGAAACUAAAUAAAACUAACCGAAACUGACACUCAACAAAUAAUGACCAUAUUUCACUCAAAGGAUCGGAAACAGGCCUGCCAUUAUAAGUGGCCUGUCACUUUGUUUCCAGUUUAACGAACAACAUCCUUCAUGUUAGAUUUGAACUUCACAGCUAUAUAUUGCUUUCCAGGGGAGAAAGAAAGAGAAAAUUAUUACAUAAUUGAGUUUAAAUGGAACUGCAAUUGUGUUUGAAGUUG